Linderina pennispora is the source of this 2108-nucleotide messenger RNA. RefSeq lists its product as uncharacterized. The record is from RefSeq and is a predicted model, not a curated record. Gene Ontology annotation, cellular component: Golgi membrane. NCBI's taxonomy places the organism in Eukaryota, Fungi, Kickxellomycota, Kickxellomycetes, Kickxellales, Kickxellaceae. The transcript has a single exon. Gene Ontology annotation, biological process: intra-Golgi vesicle-mediated transport. Bases 60 to 2048 code for a protein of 662 amino acids.
UGCUUUUCUGCUCUUUCUCGCCUUUUAACAAGUUUCAUAUUAUUAUUUUUUUCAUAAUCAUGACGACCAGGGUGGAUGAUGCGGUAAUUGCCGGUGCGCUCGAGUACUGGAAAGGCGUGGACCUGACAAGUCUCCUGCAGGACCUCGACAAGACCGGUAUGGCUAUCGUCGAAAACCAGAAGACGUCUCUGCAAGAGCGACGCAAGCUAGCGGAUAAGACCAAGGAAUUCCGCUCUGUGCCCGACGACCAAAAGACAAAGGAGUUCAAGGGCCUGCUGCGCGCGUACCAGAACGAGAUCGACUCGUUGACAAAGCGCAUGAAGUUUGCCGAGACCGGGUUCCUCAGUCUCUUCAAGUCGCUGGGCGAAGCACCUGACCCGACACCCUUCAUCUCGGGCCUGCAGGCCGAGCGCAAGCAGAGCGAGCAGGCAGACACGGUGCAGAGCGAGCUAGCAGCCGAGCAAGCAAAGUCCAAGACGCUGCUGGAGGAGAACCGCAGGCUGAAGGAGCAGGCGCGCGAGACUGCACAGCUGCAGAAGCAGGUGGGCGCAUUUGAGGCAAAGCUUGACGAGAUGGUGAAAGAGCAGGUUGGUGCGCGGGAGCAGGAGCUCAAGGACGAGACCGACGAGCUGAUCCGCCAUCUAAAGGAGCGCGAAGGCGAUCUGCAGCACCAGGUGUCAGCGGCCAACCGCCAGUUGACACAGCUGCAGGCAACCAGGGACUCGGAGCAGGCGGACCGUGCUGAAGAGGCCACGGCUGUGGACCGCGAGCUGGUGGUCAAGCUGGCGGAGCACGACAUUCUGCAGUCGGACUUGGACCACGCCAACGCACGGAUCGCGGAUCUGCAGGCGCAGAACGCUCGGCUUAGAGCUGAGCUGACGACGUUGACGGGCGGCGCUGCAGGUGAUGGCGGCGAAACGCUGGAGGAUUACCGCAGACGCGUGCGCGAGCUCGAGGAAGAGACUGAGCGGCUGUUUAGUAGCCUGGAGAAGGCUGAGGCAGAGCUGCAUCGGCAGGAGGCCCGGUUUGCCAGCGAGCAGAGCAGCGCUGAGCGUGAUGCUGUGGCCAAGGAAGACGAGCUCAAGCGCUUGCGGGCCGAGCUCAAGCGGUGCGCCGACUAUGACGAAGUCAAGCGCGACCUGGAAAUCAUGAAGUCUGUCGAGUUCUCUGACUGGGGCAUGGGUGAAGACGCUCAGGACGGCGAGUCGCUAGAGCGCAUGCUGGUGAAACAGAACAAGGCGCUGGAGAACAAGCUCACUGACGCGCGCAACCAGCUCAGCUCUGCCCAGCAGACUCUGCGUGAGACCCAGACGCAGAACACGACGUUGGCAGCGGAUCUGGCCGAGAAGCGCAUGUUGGCCGAGAAGCUCGAGGCGGAUCUGCUGAGCGUGCAGCCCGGAAGCGGGCCGGACCGCACCAGCGCAGAAGCUCCUGACGCAGUGGAGCUGCAGCCAAUUGGCGGCGACAAGGACAGUGGUCUACUGGCAAUCGUGACGGGCCAACGCGACCGGUUCCGCCAGCGCAACAUUGAGCUAGACGAGGAGCUGCGUGCCCAGGCGACAUCCGUGGGCGACCUGCAGCGGCAGGUGGAGCAGGUCAAGCAGGACAACCUGCGCUUGUACGAGGAGAUAAAGUACCUGCGCAGCUACACCUCGUCGCAGGCCUCGUCAUCGCACACUGUGCCGUUUAAUAACAGCGACACAGCAGUUAUCUCUGUGCCCAGCAAGUACAGCAGCCGCUCAGCACAGAUAGACAUGGAUACUGGAGUGGGAGCCAAGUACAAGGGCAUGUACGAGGAAUCGCUGAAUCCCUUCAAUGCGUUCCAACGGCGUGAAAACUCAAGGCGUGUGCGGUCGAUGGGCGUGCUGGACCGCCUGGUCUACAUGGUCUCAAACCUAAUCAUGGGCAGCCGGCGCGCACGCAUGGCGUUGUUUGCAUACAUUACCAUGCUACAUUUGCUGGUCAUGAUUACACUGUAUCGGUCCAUGCUGCUAGUGGACUCCACUGCACACGAACCGGUACAUGUGGGUGACGCGGAGAACAUGUAAGAGGCCAACUGUUGACGAUUAAUAUAGCGGAAAAUUACUGAAUGUACGUGAUGUCCUUGG